CUAGUUUAUUCCUAUGCUCUUGGUACAUUUCCUACUUUGAACCUAUGCUCUUGGUACAUUUCCUAGUUUGAACCUAUGCUCUUGGUACAUUUUCUAGUUUAUUCCUAUGCUCUUGGUACAUUUCCUACUUUGAACCUAUGCUCUUGGUACAUUUCCUAGUUUGAGCCUAUGCUCUUGGUACAUUUCCUAGUUUGAACCUAUGCUCUUGGUACAUUUCCUAGUUUAUUCCUAUACUCUUGGUACAUUUCCUAGUUUGAACCUAUGCUCUUGGUACAUUUCCUAGUUUAUUCCUACGCUCUUGGUACAUUUCCUACUUUGAACCUAUGCUCUUGGUACAUUUCCUACUUUGAACCUAUGCUCUUGGUACAUUUCCUAGUUUAUUCCUAUGCUCUUGGUACAUUUCCUAGUUUAUUCCUAUGCUCUUGGUACAUUUCCUAGUUUGAACCUAUGCUCUUGGUACAUUUCCUAGUUUGAACCUAUGCUCUUGGUACAUUUCCUAGUUUGAACCUAUGCUCUUGGUACAUUUCCUAGUUUGAACCUAUGCUCUUGGUACAUUUCCUAGUUUGAACCUAUGCUCUUGGUACAUUUCCUAGUUUGAACCUAUGCUCUUGGUACAUUUCCUAGUUUGAACCUAUGCUCUUGGUACAUUUCCUAGUUUGAACCUAUGCUCUUGGUACAUUUCCUAGUUUAUUCCUAUGCUCUUGGUACAUUUCCUAGUUUGAACCUAUGCUCUUGGUACAUUUCCUAGUUUGAACCUAUGCUCUUGGUACAUUUCCUAGUUUAUUCCUAUGAUCUUGGUACAUUUCCUAGUUUGAACCUAUGCUCUUGGUACAUUUCCUAGUUUAUUCCUAUGCUCUUGGUACAUUUCCUAGUUUAUUCCUAUGCUCUUGGUACAUUUCCUAGUUUAUUCCUAUGCUCUUGGUACAUUUCCUAGUUUAUUCCUAUGCUCUUGGUACAUUUCCUAGUUUGAACCUAUGCUCUUGGUACAUUUCCUAUUUUGAACCUAUGCUCUUGGUUCAUUUCCUAGUUUGAACCUAUGCUCUUGGUACAUUUCCUACUUUGAACCUAUGCUCUUGGUACAUUUCCUAGUUUAUUCCUAUGCUCUUGGUACAUUUCCUAGUUUAUUCCUAUGCUCUUGGUACAUUUCCUAGUUUGAACCUAUGCUCUUGGUACAUUUCCUAGUUUAUUCCUAUGCUCUUGGUACAUUUCCUAGUUUAUUCCUAUGCUCUUGGUACAUUUCCUAGUUUGAACCUAUGCUCUUGGUACAUUUCCUAGUUUAUUCCUAUGCUCUUGGUACAUUUCCUAGUUUGGACCUAUGCUCUUGGUACAUUUCCUACUUUGAACCUAUGCUCUUGGUACAUUUCCUAGUUUGAACCUAUGCUCUUGGUACAUUUCCUACUUUGAACCUAUGCUCUUAGUACAUUUCCUAGUUUAUUCCUAUGCUCUUGGUAUAUUUCCUAGUUUGAGCCUAUGCUCUUGGUAAAUUUCCUAGUUUAAACCUAUGGUCUUGGUACAUUUCCUAGUUUAUUCCUAUGCUCUUGGUACAUUUCCUAGUUUGAACCUAUGCUCUUGGUACAUUUCCUAUUUUGAACCUAUGCUCUUGGUACAUUUCCUAGUUUAUUCCUAUGCUCUUGGUACAUUUCCUAGUUUAUUCCUAUGCUCUUGGUACAUUUCCUACUUUGAACCUAUGCUCUUAGUACAUUUCCUAGUUUAUUCCUAUGCUCUUGGUAUAUUUCCUAGUUUGAGCCUAUGCUCUUGGUAAAUUUCCUAGUUUAAACCUAUGGUCUUGGUACAUUUCCUAGUUUGAACCUACGCUCUUGGUAACAAGGGCUGGCGAACAAUUUACAUACAGACGUGUAAGACUUUCCGACAUGUAGCGACCAUGAGGAUUAGCGCUACCACGAGGUGUAAGCGCGACCAUGAGGGGUUAGUGCGACCAUGAGGUAUUAUGGUCCAGUAAUAAAUUUCCCGAUCUAGUAGAUAAUAAUGGACCAGUAAUAAACUUUCCGAUUUAGUACAGAUAAUAAUGGACCAGUAAUAAAUUUCCAUAUUUGGUAGAUAAUAAUGGACCAGUAAUAAAUUUCCCGAUUGAGUAGAUAAUAAUGGACCAGUAAUAAAUUUCCCGAUUUAGUAGAUAAUAAUGGACCAGUAAUAAAUUUUCCGAUUUAGUUGAUAGUAAUGGACCAGUAAUAAAUUUUCCGAUUUAGUAGAUAAUAAUGGACCAGUAAUAAAUUUCCCGAUUUAGUAGAUAAUAAUGGACCAGUAAUAAAUUUCCCGAUUUAGUAGAUAAUAAUGGACCAGUAAUAAAUUUUCCGAUUUAGUUGAUAGUAAUGGACCAGUAAUAAAUUUCCCGAUUUAGUAGAUAAUAAUGGACCAGUAAUAAAUUUUCCGAUUUAGUAGAUAGUAAUGGACCAGUAAUAAAUUUUCCGAUUUAAUAGAUAAUAAUGGACCAGUAAUAAAUUUUCCGAUUUAGUACAGAUAAUAAUGGACCAGUAAUAAAUUUCCCGAUUUAGUAGAUAAUAAUGGACCAGUAAUAAAUUUUCCAAUGUAGUAGAUAAUAAUAGACCAGUAAUAAAUUUUCCGAUUUAGUACAGCUAAUAAUGGACCAGUAAUAAAUUUCCCGAUUUAGUAGAUAAUAAUGGACCAGUAACAAAUUUGCCGAUUUAGUACAGAUAAUAAUGGACCAGUAAUAAAUUUCCCGAUUUAGUAGAUAAUAAUGGACCAGUAAUAAAUUUUCCGAUUUAGUACAGAUAAUAAUGGACCAGUAAUAAAUUUUCCGAUAUUGUAGAUAGUAAUGGACCAGUAAUAAAUUUUCCGAUUUAGUAGAUAAUAAUGGACCAGUAAUAAAUUUUCCGAUUAAGUACAGAUAAUAAUGGACCAGUAAUAAAUUUUCCGAUUUAGUACAGAUAAUAAUGGACCAGUAAUAAAUUUUCCGAUUUAGUAGAUAAUAAUGGACCAGUAAUAAAUUUGCCGAUUUAGUACAGAUAAUAAUGGACCAGUAAUAAAUUUUCCGAUUUAGUACAGAUAAUAAUGGACCAGUAAUAAAUUUGCCGAUUUAAUACAGAUACUAAGUGGAUGACAAGUUGGCAACUUUCCAGACAUCAGUAUUAUAAUAGUAUAAAAUAGUAAAAAACUAAAAACACACGUCUCUUGGUCGCUAAGGGAAAGCCCAAGAAAAAGGUGUUGAUAACAAUCAAACGAAAAGUGAAAAUAGGCAAUCAGCGUUGUUCAAACUUUGCCUGAAAUAAAUCAAUGCAGGUGAUCCGUGCCUAAAGAGGUUCCCAUGGCAACCGCUGCAACAGUGUGAAGUGUCGAAGAGACUCCUAAGCAGCUAUGUGAGGAUGUGUUUUUGUUAAGAGAAAACGUAGAGUCUAAUAACAGAUCUUUUCUACUUCCCUCUGAACAUUAAGGACGCUAUUUGCACUUGGUGAGUUGGAGCAAUCACCUGCUCAUAACGAAUUAUUCAGCUAAGUUUGCAAAGCCUUGUGAGGUGGGCGCACUUCUCAUUCAUCUCCGAGAGAAGAGAAGAGAGAACAGACAGUAUCAGCCCAUGCAAAAAAAUGAAUAAGUCCAACUUGACAUCCGCGUCGCCGCCCGCGGACCAGAGAGAUAUCAUCGUCCCGGAUGAUGCCACAUGGAUCCUGACCAGCGCAUUUAUCAUCUUUACCAUGCAAUCGGGAUUUGGACUGCUGGAAGCGGGAAUGGUCUCCAAGAAAAACGAAACCAACAUCAUGGUCAAGAACGCUGUUGACGUCAUCUACGGUGGCUUAUCCUAUUGGCUGUUCGGGUUCGCGUUUAGUUUUGGAGAAGGCGAGGGCACGAAUGCGUUUUGCGGGGUGGGAUACUUCUUGACAGACGCCGACGAGUACGAGAUGGGAGAUGUCUUCGCCAAAUAUUUCUUUCAGCUCUCAUUCGCAACCACUUCUACCACCAUUGUGUCCGGCGCAAUGGCCGAGCGCGUAAACUUGAAAGCGUACACUCUCUUCUCAUUCAUCAACACGCUGAGCUUCUCCUUCCCUGCGCAUUGGAUCUGGGCGAAGACAGGCUGGCUUAAGAAGAUGGGAGCUAUUGACGUGGCAGGAUGUGGGCCCGUGCACCUGGUAGGGGGUGUCAGCGGUCUCGUGGCGACGCUCAUGCUGAAGCCACGCACAGGGAGGUAUGAUGAUCAGGGGCGGCCCAAGCCCCUCAAGAUGGCAUCCCCUACAAACGUGCUCCUCGGUACGUUUAUGCUGUGGUGGGGCUGGCUUGGAUUCAACUGCGGAAGCACGUUUGGGAUCACAGGAGGGAAGUGGAAACUCGCUUCUAGGUCUGCAGUGGUUACUCUGAAUGGUUCUAUAGGAGGUGGUAUAAGCGGGAUGGUAUAUAGCUACCUCUUCCAUAAGAACAAGCUGCUGAUUGACACAUUUGCCACAGGAAUCCUGGGCGGUUUAGUCAGCAUUACAGCUAUCUGCGCUAUUGUUCGCCCAUGGGAGGCCAUUCUGAUUGGUGCUAUCGGUGGCGCCAUCGCUUGUGGUGGCUGCUCUCUGCUGAACAGACUUCGUAUUGAUGACCCUGUUGGGUGCGUUCCCACUCACUUCUUCGCCUCGGUCUGGGGGCUAAUAGUAGUCGGACUCCUCGUGGAGAAAGACUCUCUCAUGGACUUGUCCAAGGAGUACGGCGUGCUCAAGGGAGGCAGCUGGCGUCUCUUAGGGGCACAGCUCCUGGCUAUUGUCUGCAUCAGUGUGUGGUCAGCGGUCAUGACCUUUGUGAUGCUCUGCGGGGUGGACCGCGUGGUCAAGUUAAGGAUGCCGCUGAUCAUGGAGCUCGAGGGGGCGGAUAAAUGGGAGCAUGGGAUUCGAAGCGAGGAGGAACAGUAUAUAGAUCAAGAGCUAGUCAAGCAGAAGGCGACAGAGGAAGCGGCGACCAAGAAAGGCGUUGACAACCACGCCUUGACUCAAGACGAAGGGGUACCAGCGGGGGGUUAUCACACCGCUAACAUGGACACUAGUACCGCAGACAACAUGAUAGACGUUAGUUGCGAGGGAGAGUCAGGUCAAGUCAAGAAAGGGAUAGGCGGUGUGCAUGCGGGACGAGCUCUAGAGACGAGAGGGACGAGGCGAGCAGCAUCCAUUAGUGAAGAGCCUGGAUGCCAGUCCCUCUCAUUUGGGCAGUGAAGCACUACCAGCACACCACUAGUCGCUACAACAUCAGUCCGUACUCCUUCAUCAUCAGUCCGUACUCCUUCAUCAUCAGUCC
This is a messenger RNA of Nematostella vectensis (starlet sea anemone), 5235 nucleotides long. RefSeq names its product putative ammonium transporter 3. Gene Ontology annotation, molecular function: ammonium channel activity. The coding region runs from base 3561 to 5153 and encodes 530 amino acids. Gene Ontology annotation, biological process: ammonium homeostasis; ammonium transmembrane transport. The record is from RefSeq and is a predicted model, not a curated record. The transcript has 8 exons. Gene Ontology annotation, cellular component: membrane. NCBI's taxonomy places the organism in Eukaryota, Metazoa, Cnidaria, Anthozoa, Actiniaria, Edwardsiidae.